This is a messenger RNA of Candidula unifasciata, 2124 nucleotides long. NCBI's taxonomy places the organism in Eukaryota, Metazoa, Mollusca, Gastropoda, Stylommatophora, Geomitridae. The record is from the annotation of a GenBank genome assembly.
GAUGAAUUCCAUCCAUUUAUCGAGGCCCUUUUGCCUCACGUCAAGUCGUUCUCCUACACAUGGUUCAACCUUCAGGCAUCAAAGAGAAAAUACUUCAAGAAACAUGAAAAGAGAAUGUCCAUGGAAGAGGAGAGGAGAGUCAAAGAUGAGUUACAGAACGAGAAGGCAGACAUAAAACAGAAGUGGGCCUCCAGACUGCUGGCCAAGCUGAGAAAAGACAUUACCCAGGAGUGCCGUGAAGACUUUGUACUCAGUAUAACCCGCAAGCGAAAUCCAAUCUGUGUGCUCAGCAAUCCGGAUCAGAAGGGCAAAAUGAGGCGGAUUGACUGUUUGCGGCAAGCUGAUAAAGUUUGGAGGCUUGACCUGGUCAUGGUCAUCCUGUUUAAAGCAAUCCCUCUGGAGUCGACGGAUGGGGAGAGGCUGGAGAAGUCUCCGGACUGUUUACAUCCUAAUCUGUGUGUGAACCCAUACCAUAUAAGUGUCUCGGUCAGAGAGCUGGAUCUUUACCUUGCUAACUUUAUACAUAGUUAUGUGCCAGAUCUCCAUGGUGACUACAUUGAUCUUUCAAUGAAUGGGGAUGCAGAUAUCAAAGUUCCGGGUAACAUCCACUCUGGUGUGUCUGGAAAUGAUAGCAUCAUGGCAACUGGGGUGUUUUCUGCAUCUGAGCUGCUUCGUGUCACUCGACCAUCAAUAAUGAUGACUCCAAAUGGCACCCAUUCACUCGUCCAGCAAGGAAGAUUGGAUUCUCCCAGCUACUACAGCUACAGUCCUCAGGAGCAGGGACCACCAACCAUGGUCCCAAUGCAUACAGUCACUCUGAGCAAUGGUCAGACGGCUACUCUGAGUCCUGCAGGAAACCCACAUAAAAAGUUGAAGCGGAGCCACAUGAACUCAAUGUCCUCGGUAGAUGAUGAUGUCGACAGCGUGGAGGGGGAGGAUACUCUCAGUGGUUACUAUGCCAAGAGUUCAGGAGGCAGCCUAGGCCCACAUUCCUCCUGGCAGGCGGAGCAUAUGGAGCCAGGAUUGAGCCAGGAUCAAUCUAUGCACCCACCUCACAUACUGCUGCCAAUCAAGCCUAAACAAGAGCCAGGUUUUGCCCCUGUGUCUCCAUCAGGGGGCAUGGGUGGCCAGCUCUCUAGAUCACUGAUUCCCACACCACCCAGGCCUAUGAGCACUCACACGCCAGGCAUGAUGUCUGCAGGCUCACAUUCACAGCAGCAUGCAUCACCUGGCCCUGGUAUAAGCCAUAUGGUCUUGACAUCCCAGCAAGGGAUUAAAUAUGAGGCCCAGCAGAAUGACACACUGAGCGACUUUGUUACUCUGGUCUGUCAAGAGGCACAGAAUUCUCAGAAUCACCAGGGGCAAAACUCGCCGCCAAUCAGAAGCCCAAACCGGUUGCCCCAUUUUUUCUCACCAGGGAUGCUACCGCCACCUCCCCCUCCUCCUCCUAACCUAGCACGGCCAGUGGCCAUCCUUCAAACUUCAGAUGGUCACACUAUACUGAGUAGUCAAGCUUCCACCACGUCUGCAGGUGUGAGCAACCAGCUGCACAUCUCCCAGGGUGGUGUCUCCAGCUCACCCAGUACCCCACCAGUGAGUCGUUCCAUCAUGUCUAGUCCAUUUACCUUGCUGUCUAGGUCUGAGCAUGCCUUUGCUCAUAUACACCCACAGAUCUUCACUUACCCAAGUAUAAGCCCUGUCAACGCCAUCAGUGGAGUCAUCAGUCCCACCACACUCAGUCUGAUUGCCUCUCCUAUAGCCACUCCACGGACAACACCAAGAUCCACCCCGAUACCUCGGUGGACCUCCAACUUUAUAUCUAUGGAUGACAACAUAGAAUACUCCAUGCUGGCAAACAUCAUGCCUACAGUAAACACAGAUGAGUCUCUCCUUGGGGAAGAUCGUUAUUUUUCAGUUCACUCAAGUGAGAGCUUGGACUCCUCAAAUGGGGCUCUGUCCCAAGGUCCGCCUCAGCAGCAGUCUUCUCAGCACCAGCCUCAACAACAGCAGGGAAAUUCUGGUCUCUCCCAGCAGCAACAGCAGCAGUCACUGCAACAGCCUGCAACACCCCAACAGCAACAGUCAGUGGCCUCAAGUGGCUCAGAUUCUUCCCCCAAGCAAUAG